This is a messenger RNA of Chenopodium quinoa (quinoa), 1168 nucleotides long. Its product is annotated as ribonuclease 1-like. Gene Ontology annotation, molecular function: RNA binding; ribonuclease T2 activity. The coding region runs from base 148 to 852 and encodes 234 amino acids. Gene Ontology annotation, cellular component: extracellular region. Lineage: Eukaryota; Viridiplantae; Streptophyta; Magnoliopsida; Caryophyllales; Amaranthaceae. The transcript is spliced from 3 exons. Gene Ontology annotation, biological process: RNA catabolic process. The record is from RefSeq and is a predicted model, not a curated record.
GAUUCGUAAGAUAUUAUAAGAUAUUACAUGCAACAAAAAAUUAACAUAAUUCUAAUUAACCGGUAAAGGGAUACUAUAUAAUGUAACUAUAUCUACUGAUGUUUUUCCAACCACAACCAUCUCAACUCGAUCUUUAAGAGAGACAAAAUGGGCGAAAGAGGAAGUUCAUUGUUGGCGAAACUCAUCUUGAUCCUUAGUUUUGUAGUUGUAGCUCUUGGAAGUAAUACCGUCACUAAUCUAAAAGCCUUCUAUUUGGUGCAGCAGUGGUUGGGAUCAUACUGUAAUCAAGCGGGAACAAAAUGUUGCUACCCUCCAUCAGGGAAACCUAGUCCGGAUUUUACUAUUGAUGGACUAUGGCCUUACUCUGGUGAUGGAAAUUUCGCCUACAAUUGUGGCAACGACAACUAUGACGUUGGUCGGAUAAAAUUCUUGCAGGAUGAGCUACGAAAAUCGUGGCCAUCCUUCACAUGCCCACAAAUCGGAAGGAAGUUUUGGGUGCAUGAAUGGAACAAGCACGGAACAUGCACUAAAUCAAUCCUAGGUGAGAUCCCUUACUUGCAAGCCGCUUUGAACCUCAAGAACAAGGCCAACAUCUACCAAGCCCUAGCGAAAGCCGGUAUUACACCAGGCAACAAGUUUUACUCUCUAGAUGUUAUUAAGAAGGUUCUAGCUCGAUCUAUCGGGUUUAAUCCAUGGGUUAGGUGUAACAAAAAUGCUCAAGGACAUGACCAGAUUUGGCAAGUCACAUUUUGCGCUGAUAUAACUGGGAAAAACCUCGUCGAAUGCCCUUACAUUCCUUCCGGAGUUGACGAUUGUGAAUCUCAAAUCCAGUACCCUAUAUAUUACCAAUAGUUUAGUACUAAGCUAGAAUAUUUAUUGAGCUCCUUUACUUGUAUUUUUAACUUUAUGAUUACGUUUUUCCUUGCACCUUUUAAAUAAACAUCUAUUAUCAUAUUUGCUGAUCUUUAUUGUACUCAAUCUAGUAUUGUGAAUAGUUUAAUCUGGUCAAUGUAGUGAGUUAGUGAUAUCGAAUCAUCUUAGCUAGUUAAUUUGUGUGAUCCAAUCCUUUUAAUUAUGUUUACUUUAUUCUUAGAUUGUUGAUUGGUUGGAACAUAAGGAAUAUGAGAGUCAAUUGGAAAUAAAAUUGAAACGAUCAGUUUUAUAAAAU